UACAUGCCAAGCCAAGCCUCACAAUGCUGCGACUACUAAACCAAGGGGCUUAGAAAUUUGCAGCCGAUGUCGUUGUUCCCAGACCUCCCUCUCUGUGGUGGACUCGCUCAGUGAGGCAGUGCAGCACUCAGACAGCUCUGAUGGCAGAUCAGGGCAGGUGCACUGUGGAAAAGGAGAAAUCACCUGUUUGGGAAAUCUAGAACAACAGCGGACAAAAAAAGGAGGAGGAACAGAGUCUAUUCAGAGCGUAGGGUUCGCUGUGUCCACCCACCCCCACCCCUCUACUCUCUCACAUGCACACACACAUGCACACACACAUGCACACACACCCCUCGCCUCUCCCCUCUUUCCUCCCUAUUUGUCUCCUCCACUCUCCGAUGCUGGUGUGGUGAACAGCAGGACACUCGGCUGAGCUGCAUGGAGGCACAGGGAGGGGCAGGGAGCCCAGAGCCCAAUAAAGACAUCCAGAAGCUGCUGAAGCCCUCCAGCUCAGGUGACCUAUCCAAGGAGCUGUUACAGCACCAAUCAGGCGACGAGGAGGGCGGCCUAUCAGGGCACACCGCUAGCCUGCUGCACAUCACCGAGAAGAGACAACCACUGAGUAGUGUGUCUUCUUUAGAGGUGCACUUUGACCUCCUGGAUCUGACUGAGCUGACCGACAUGUCUGACCAGGAACUGGCUGAAGUCUUUGCCGACUCUGAUGAGGAGAACCACAAUGAGUCCCCAGCAGGUUCCCACCAGCCUGUGCUGCCCAGAGGUGGGUACAUGCGGUCCCCUUCAUGGACGCGCUGCAGCAAAGCUGAACCUCUGCGAGAGAGAAAGCACCACAGUGACUCAGACACCGCAGAGCCCUUAAUGAAGCUUGAAAGGCCAAAACAGCCAUGAUAUCUGAUGCGAACCAGCCGGACCGCGGAGAGGGGAAAACCAGGGGCGGACACACAGCCAGAGCGGUAACACAAAGCGGACCAAGAGGCCUCCAUCUGCCACCAUGCACACGCAUAAGAUUUCAUGGUGCUGACGACUUCAAGCUGAACUCUGGACACUGUGCUCUGUUCUCUAACUAAAGAUGUUGAGAUGUGCAAUAUACACACUCUCCUCCUCUAUCCCUGCCCUCUCUCUCUCACACACACAGACACACACACAAACAAAUUCAAUCAUUGUGUUUUUCAUGCAAAGGGUUCUUAAGGGUUCUUUGUUGUUUUUUUUGGGUUGACAGAGAGGAUAUGAGGUCAACGGAAUAACGGCACUUUCAUCCUUACAGCCUCUCAGGGUGGGCCUGUGGUGAGGAUAGUCCACAGAGUAUCACUAUUACCAGAACAUGAGGUGAAAGAUUAAUCGACAGAGUUGUUCAGAACAAAAUAUCACGCUGAUGUUCACCAAUACUCAUUCUGUUGCUUGUAAAUGUGACAGGCCUUUCUGUUGCCUCUAAGGUAACCUGAGCCAUGGAUUUGGGUUUCAGUGAGUCUCAGCAGUUUCCAUCACACCUUCUCCAUCUCAGUGAAGAACGUGUGCUCUUAUUUUAAAUGCCGCAACAUAAAUAUUGCACUUCUUUCACUGAAUUGUAUUUGCCAUGCCCCCCAGAAUUAUUGGCAUUUGGUAAAGAUGACUCAGAAGAUAAACAGACCAAGUAGCAGCUACAUGCAAUGCACAUUUCCAUGCUCUAAUACUUUAUUUGAAUUUGUUUAGGCUAACUUCUUUCUAUUUUUCUUGUCAUUAUGAAAGUGUUGGCUGCCACAAGUGGUGCUGCUAAGAUUUUUCAAGUGAUCUACAAAGUUUAGGGGUCAAAUUCCACCGAGACAUGCAUUAACUACAUGAGGAAUACUUGAAGCUGUUAGAAAUGACGGUGAAAUCACACCGCAGUCAGGUGGAUUUGUGUGGAUGCCAAAAACACAACAAAGUGCCAACAAUUUUGUAAUCAUCACGUAAGGAUGAAUUCAACUUUUAAUGCAAAAUUUCCUAUCUCUGUCAGUACAGGAAAUAGCUGAUUACUUGAUUUAUUUGUCGUGCAUUAAGCUUGUCUAUACCACGAGUGCCAAUAAUUCUGAAUGCUGUGACACGAUGGAUUAGAAGUGACACUGGGAUGAUUGAAAAAAUAAAUGAAAAGAAACAGUA
Molecule: messenger RNA, 2112 nt
Organism: Amphiprion ocellaris (clown anemonefish)
Lineage: Eukaryota; Metazoa; Chordata; Actinopteri; Pomacentridae
Gene: dbndd1
Product: dysbindin domain containing 1
Exons: 4
Coding region: 418-885 (155 amino acids)
Biological process (GO): negative regulation of protein kinase activity
Cellular component (GO): cytoplasm
Source: RefSeq, a predicted model, not a curated record